AUGCAACUCAGUAUUGUAACCUCCGCCCUCCUCGCCCUCUGUGUAAAGGCGGCUACCGCCGCCAGCCACGCAUACACUGGACCUGCGAUCUCCUAUACCCCUUCCGGCAUUAUUGGUACCUGCGGAGUGGCCAUUCAGAAUUCCGACUUUUCCGUGGCACUCGAUAACACUCAGUUUGUGCAUGGCAGAUUCUGCGGACGCAAGGUCAAAGUGUUCUAUGGGGGAAAGAGCGCUAUCGUCACUGUUGCCGACAAAUGCCCUACUUGUGUUGGCGGCAUAGGUCUCACCCCAGCUGCAUUUGAGUACUUUGCGCCGCUCAAAAGUGGAUGGUUCAAAGCCACUUGGGAAUUCGUAUGA
This is a messenger RNA of Laccaria bicolor S238N-H82, 357 nucleotides long. RefSeq names its product expansin family protein. The record is from RefSeq and is a predicted model, not a curated record. NCBI's taxonomy places the organism in Eukaryota, Fungi, Basidiomycota, Agaricomycetes, Agaricales, Hydnangiaceae. The coding region runs from base 1 to 357 and encodes 118 amino acids. The transcript is spliced from 4 exons.